AUCAUCAUUGCCAUCUAAUCUAAAAUUUGGCACCGGAUAAACAUAGGCCCUGGAAUCCUACAUGUGCAUCAUCAUUUCCUCAUCAUGCGAAGGAUCCACCUGUGCCUCUGACUCCACCAAUCGCAAACUGCGUUCGCCCCGCCGUGUAGAUCCAGUAACCUUACGCUUGUGUAUCCUAUCCUCUCGUUGUACAGUAAUCACUUGUUUACGGCAAAUCCAUCUGGCGCGAAUAAAAGAUCAUUUAUACACACAAUCACACUGCACACACCUAAAUAUAUGGGCUGGCAGUAUUUCGUAUUAUGUAAAGCCCAAUCCACAAAAAUAUCCAAAAGCCCAAUUCAUCAAUAGAAAAUGGCGGGAACAUGACCUGGACUUGGCGGGAAAAACCCACCGCCGUUAUUCAGCGCGGGAAAAUCACCCAACCCCCAUAUAUUUAUCAUUCACUGGAGAAAGAGAAACUAAGAACAGAAAUCGAUUGCCUGAAUUUGAAAGGAGAAAGAGAAACUAAGAACAGAAAUCGAAUAUCAACAAUGGUGGGGUUGCCGUACGAUUGCCUAGCGAACCCACUCGGAGCCGUCCGGUUGACAUUCGAGAAGGCGGUGGGGGCGGGCUCCGACCCGGCGGCGCUUGACGGCAAGGACUGGGGCACCGCCGAUCUCUUCCGUCAGUUUCUCUUUGACGACGGCGCCCUCUCUCAGGUGCCAAUCCUUAAUCCAUCGACCAUCAAACGUGUUCAACCGAACACACUUGUUCGAUUUCGGGGUAUGAUUCAAGACAUGCUGGGAAAUGAAUUCUAUGUUGGUGCAUAUAAGGACGGAUGCAAGUGGAGGACUAAUAAAUUUGCCGAUGCUUCUCCAUGUCCGGUGGACGCUUCGAGCGAUAGUCGAAUUUGGGAGCGGCAAUUGCUUUAUUGUGUUCCGGUACCUGGACAAAAUUCGUGGGUUGAAUCUUCUCACGAAUCUAUAAAAAAUCCGUAUACUGAAUCUAUAUCUCCACCGAGAGAGAAGCGUCCAAGAGAGGAUGAUUCAACCAUGGCUGAUGUUGAUAUGGUGGAGUCGGGCCAUGUACCUGAGGAUUCUCCAAAUCUUAAAAAGAUGCGGGAGGAUGGAAGGACCCUCGAGCCUUCGGAUUUGCAGAUGAUUGGAACUGAAGGAAAAUCGUCUAAUUUGAGUUUGCUUCCCGACCUUGAAAGAAAUUCUUUUCCCUGUCUAGUGAAGACAUACGACUCUCCGGAAUCCAGCUUGAAGCUUAACGAUGUUUUUGAGUUCAUCGGUAUAUUCAGUUUUGAUACUGACCUUACUGUAGAUAGAGAUAAUACCGAUGAACUUGAAGAAGGCUUCUGUGAAGAUGCAUUAGUUUAUCUGCCUCCUGCUAAGGUGCCUCGGCUGCACUGUAUUGUACACCGGAAGAUUGGCGUUAAUGAUUUUCUGUCAAGUCCCUGCUUGGAGUUAACCCCCUCUGCAAUAAGAGAAGUAAGGGAAGCUCUUCUUGGAAAUCUUACAGCUGUUCUCGGAAAUGACAGGGUGGCAGCACAGUAUGUGUUAUUACACCUAUUAUCCAGGGUGCAUGCACGAGUAGAUUCAAUUGCUGUGGGGAAGCUAUCUCUAAAUCUUACCUCUUUCAACAAAGAAAGCAUAUCCGUUUUUGCGAACCGAAUUAAACUUGCAGUAGAAAACAUUCUACCUUUCACCGAAUGCUUACCUCUUACAGUAGAUUAUCUCAACACCGUUUCACUUGCCCCAAAGAAGGACUACACUACAAACAGGCUGGCAUCUGGGUUCUUGCAGUUAGCUGCAGGCUCGCACUUAACCAUCGACGAGACCACAUUACAAUCUGGGACACUCAACUCAACAGGUGUUGAAAACGUACGAGUAUUGAAAAACAUGAUGCAGACACAAAAGGUUGAGUACGAUUUCACUUACUAUAAAAUGGAGAUGGCUGCAGAUGUACAAGUGCUGAUCCUUUCUGAAGGGAAAUCGAAUAUACUGCCUGCUGAUCUGGUUGUACCUUUCCGCCCAUCUGCAGUGGACCCCACUUUGGGAGUGAACGGAGAAAUGCUGAAAGCUUGGAGGUGGUAUUUGGCUACUAUGAAAUCACUACCACAUGCGAUUGAGCCACAUAUGCAGAAGGUGGUUGAAGAUGAUUUAGUUGCAGCUAGGCAAGCCGACAGAAGUUUAGGCAGCCAAGAAUUUAGCAGAUGGCUUACGAUGGGUCGACUAAUGUCGAUUAGUUUUGGUGAAACGAGUUUGUCAAUGGAACACUGGCAGAUGGUCAAAGAGCUCGAGACACUACGCAAGGAGAGAUCGACUUAAGUAAUCUAUUAAUAAUUAGAAGCAGAAGCUGACGACAACUGCAUUUUUAUUUUGUUGUAUGUAAAUUCUUGUAUAAUCAUGUUUUCUGGAAAUGCUGUGAAACAAGAUGAUGAAUAAUUGGUGUUGGAAUACUAUUAAUGUUCUAUUCUCUUCUAAGUAAUCUAUUUGCCACGUCUCUCUA
Erythranthe guttata (spotted monkey flower) is the source of this 2493-nucleotide messenger RNA. RefSeq names its product E2F target protein 1 (ETG1) (gene ETG1). The record is from RefSeq and is a predicted model, not a curated record. Gene Ontology annotation, biological process: DNA-templated DNA replication. Gene Ontology annotation, molecular function: chromatin binding. NCBI's taxonomy places the organism in Eukaryota, Viridiplantae, Streptophyta, Magnoliopsida, Lamiales, Phrymaceae.